Molecule: messenger RNA, 4539 nt
Organism: Pezoporus flaviventris
Lineage: Eukaryota; Metazoa; Chordata; Aves; Psittaciformes; Psittacidae
Gene: SRRM1
Product: serine and arginine repetitive matrix 1
Exons: 17
Coding region: 1202-3676 (824 amino acids)
Biological process (GO): regulation of mRNA splicing, via spliceosome; mRNA processing
Cellular component (GO): spliceosomal complex
Molecular function (GO): RNA binding
Source: RefSeq, a predicted model, not a curated record
GUGGACAUGAGCAAAGUAAAUCUGGAGGUAAUCAAACCAUGGAUAACAAAACGAGUAACAGAAAUCCUUGGAUUUGAAGAUGAUGUAGUAAUUGAAUUUAUAUUCAACCAGUUGGAAGUGAAGGCCUGAACCAAAAUGGAAGUUAUUCCUUGCGUCUGAAGUAUAGCACCAUCACCUUAUUAGGUCACAGCAGAGUGAGUGUCCAAUGUCGCUCUGACCCAACUCCCUUGAUGAUGCAGUGUGUGUUUGGAGGUGAGUUGUGUAAAGUGGCCGAACCAAAAAAUCCAGGAAAGAGCAAUUGGGCAAAGCUUUACACUGCUCUUGAAAUUACUGUAAAGUAGAUCAGGUUUUAUGUGAAGCAUGAGGGGAAUUCUGAAUUGAUCAGAUGGUAUUUUAAUGGCAAGUGCUUGAGUCAGUUUAGAGUCCAGAUCUAUAGCUAUGUUAAUUUUUGCUUUUGUUAAUUACUAUAGGCUAGCAUUUAUAUUUGCUGUAGUUAACCUUCAGACUGAUACAGUAUGAGCAUUGGGAUCAUUUAGUACCAUAAACUUCACGUGAAGGGUAUGAAAUAUGAGGUGGUAAUAAACUCAGUUUUCUUAAUAUCUGCCUCUGUGCCACUGCAACCCAAGGGACAGUAAAAGAUGCAUAUGAAUUAUUGGCAAAUCAUUCUCAUGCUGAUGUACUUUACGCUUAAUCUUUCUUCCUAAGAGUUCAACCUUGUGUUUUGAGAGAACAGUUGACAUUUCAACUGAUAAAGGUAUUUCUGUUUAAGAAACCUUUAAAUUUGGCUUUAUUAGUAGUUCUUUCAUUAAUAUUUAGAUGUUUUAUAUAUAGAGAACAAAAAGGGGAAAUAAGUUUAAGUACUAAGCUAAAUAAAGCUAGGGCUCAUGAUAGAAAAUGUUUUCUUAACAUGUGCUAGUGUAAUAAGCUCUGAAUUUUAAUUCCCCUUAUACUAAGCAUGAUUAAAGUUUAGAACUUUUUAAAACAAUUUUUCUUUUUUUGUGGUUGUGUACUCAUUAUUGCUUGUUCGUCUUUUGCAAUUUAGAUAAAUGAUAUAACAUUAAACUCAAGGUGGUUGAGUUGCAGUAGGGAGUCGGAAGCAAGCCAAGGGAACAUCUUUCUCUACAGGGGACUUGGCGAUUCCAAAACCCCCAAGGUUCCAAGAAGAAACUGAAGACACCUGGAAUCUAAUCCAGAUUCCAAAAUGAUGCAAAUCAACCUGACUGGUUUUUUGAAUGGGAAAAAUGCUAGGGAGUUUAUGGGCGAACUGUGGCCACUACUAUUAAGUGCACAGGAAAACAUUGCUGGCAUUCCAACUGCAUUUCUGGAGCUGAAGAAAGAAGAAAUAAAACAGCGACAGAUAGAGCAAGAGAAACUGGCUUCUAUGAAGAAGCAAGAUGAAGACAAGGAGAAGAGAGAUAAGGAAGACAAAGACAACAGAGAAAAAAGAGACAGAUCCAAGAGUCCAAGAAGACGCAAAUCAAGGUCUCCUUCCCCUCGAAGGCGGUCGUCGCCUCUCAGAAGGGAGCGGAAGCGCAGCCAUUCUCGCUCCCCUCACCACAGAACCAAGAGCCGUAGUGCUACUCCUGCACCAGAAAAAAAAGAGGUGACUCCUGAGCCAGAACCCUCUGUGAAACCAAAGGAGACUGUUGUUCAAGAGCCAGCUUCAAACAGUGAUAUCCCAAAAGUUCCUAAACCUGAACCUCCUGCACCAGAGACUAAGGAAACUUCACCAGAACGUAAUUCAAAGAAGGAGAGAGAGAAGGAAAAAGAGAAGACUCGUCAAAGAUCCCCAACUCGGUCCAAGUCAAGGUCAAGAUCUCGAUCACGUUCUCCAUCUCAUUCUCGACCAAGAAGGCGUCAUAGAUCACGGUCAAGGUCUUACUCCCCUAGAAGGCGACCAAGCCCAAGACGACGGCCGUCUCCAAGGAGAAGGAGCCCUCCAAGGCGAAUGCCUCCCCCCCCCAGGCACAGAAGAAGCAGAUCCCCUGUGAGGCGGAGACGACGGUCAUCAGCAUCCUUAUCUGGCAGUAGCUCUUCCUCCUCCUCUUCACGUUCCCGAUCACCGCCAAAGAAACCACCUAAAAGGACUGCGUCAAGUCCCCCUCGUAAAACGCGUAGGUUCUCUCCUUCUGCAAGCCCUCCUCGGCGGAGGCACAGACCAUCCCCACCAGCAAGCCCACCUCCAAAACCACGCAGGUCUCCAACGCCCCAGCAGUCAAAUCGUGCAAGGAAAAGCCGUGGCUCCGUUUCACCCAGCAGAGCAUCAGCACCCAAACAUAAGAGUACUGAAAAACGAGAGUCUCCUUCGCCAGCACCAAAACCAAGGAAAGCAGAACUGUCAGAAUCCGAAGAAGAUAAAGGAGGUAAAAUGGCUGCAGCGGACUCUGUUCAACAGAGGCGUCAGUACAGAAGGCAGAACCAACAGUCUUCAUCUGAUUCUGGUUCUUCAUCUUCAUCUGAAGAGGAAAGACCUAAAAGAUCCAAUGUGAAGAAUGGGGAAGUUGGUAGGCGCCGACGCCAUUCCCAUUCACGCAGUCCAUCACCGUCUCCACGCAGGCGACCGAAGGAAUCCUCCCCUCGGAUGCAGAUGGAAAAGAGGUGGCAAUCACCAGUGAUGAAAAGCAGGAGGAGGAGAAGCCCCUCACCCCCGCCGGCACGGCGGCGACGCACCCCUUCCCCUGCCCCUCCACCCCGGCGCCGGCGCUCCCCUUCGCUGCCUCGCCGAAGGUCUCCAUCACCACCCCCACGCAGACGCUCACCUUCUCCACGGAGAUACUCUCCACCAAUACAGAGGCGAUAUUCUCCUUCACCACCGCCGAAGAGAAGAACGGCCUCUCCUCCUCCCCCACCUAAACGGAGGGCAUCCCCUUCUCCACAGUCCAAACGCAGAGUCUCCCAUUCACCACCACCAAAACAGAGGUGCUCACCCACUGCUAAAAGGCGUUCUCCUUCGCAGUCUUCCAAGCACCGGAAGGGAUCUCCUCCCAGUAGGUCCAAUCGGGAAACACGUUCUCCUCCACAAAACAAAAGGCAUUCACCUUCACCACGGCCUAGAGCUUCUCAUACCUCUGCAAGCCCACCACCACCGCGAAGGGGAGCUUCAGCUUCACCCCAGAGAAGACAGUCUCCAUCUCCAAGCACUAGACCCAUCAGGAGGGUUUCAAGAACGCCAGAACCUAAGAAGACAAAGGCUCCAACGCCAAGUCCGCGAUCUGCAAGACGGGUGUCUUCAUCACGGUCUGCAUCAGGAUCACCUGAGCCAGCACCCAAAAAACAUCAAGGACCUCCAUCUCCCACUCGGUCUCGUUCUCCUUCUGCAAACUGGUCACCUGAAAAAAAGGCUAAAAGCCCAACUCAGAGCCCAUCACCUGCAAGGAAUUCAGAUCAAGAAGGGGGUGGGAAAAAGAAGAAGAAAAAGAAGGAUAAGAAGCAUAAAAAGGAUAAAAAGCACAAGAAACACAAAAAACAUAAGAAGGAGAAGGCUGCAGUGGCUGCAGCAGCUGCUGCUGUGGCUGCAGCAGAUACCACCUCAGCACAGGACGACCAGGAAGCUGAGACAGAACCCAAAAAGGAAACAGAAAGUGAACCAGAAGACAACCUUGAUGAUCUAGAAAAGCACCUGCGAGAGAAGGCACUGAGGUCGAUGAGGAAGGCGCAAGUGUCCCCACCAUCCUAGGCCGAAUCCUUUGAUAUAAUGUACAUUUUAUUUGGUUUGUACUCAGAAUUCAAUUUCAAAUUGCUAAAUGUGUUUGAGCUUUAGAAUAUAACAUUUGUUGUAAUAAUUGCUAGGUUGAGGUUCACCAUGUACAAAGGGCAUGGAUUUACAUUACAAGAGGUGUCCACAGUGUACUAGUGACAUUCUUUCAUUGGCAGUCAACAUAAUUUCAUUUAGAGUGAGACUUUUUAGAAGCAGUAGGAUUUUGUUUUGAAGGUUUUAAACAUGACCAUCGGUUCCCUUAGUUUCUUUGAAAUUCAACAAAGCCUUUAGUGAGGGUCUCAUUUGACUUCUUUUGUAUCCACUUAUGUUAUGCUACUAACCUCUGUGGUUUGUAAGCUUGCCCAGAAGUAAAACCACUGCAGAAUUACCAAGGAAGUACUGAUCUUUUAAUGCUCUCUACUGUUGCCUGUGUAGUCUCCAUGAAAGCGUAUCAGGAGUAGCAACAUAGAAUGGUACAUAAAUGAAAGCAUGUUGUUUACCAGGACACUGUGGGUUUAUACUGAUGUUAAUUUGGAACACUGGAAUUUCAUUUGUAUUUUUAUGUUCUUUUUUUUAAAGGGCAGUUUCCAUGAUCAGCAGUCCCAGAAAAAAUUCCUUCAGUUCCAUGAAUUUUGUUUGUGAGCUGUCAUUGCCCCACUCAUAAAUCUUGUCUCGUUACGGUUCUUCUCAAUGGUAUAAGCAACUUUCAGAGUGCUCUUUGAAAGGCUGAGGAACCCAAACUUUGGAUAUUGUCAUGUUUUCACUGUUUUUUUUGUUUUUGUUUUUUUAACUAAAGCUAUAUAAAGCUUGUGGAUUAAACAAAAUAAAUUUCUAAAUUUAAA